AUGAACUCAGAAUAUGCCUUGCCAUAUCGUUCCCUGAACGUCACACAUCUUCUAGACGAUGAGCUGGAGUAUGAACUGGCCAUCCGCGGAGUAAAAUAUGCUAGUGAGGCAGCUCUAGAAACUUCUCAAAGAAUAGUAGAAGGAAUAAACCGUUUGAAGGAAGUAGGUUUGUAUAGGCAAGAAACAGAUUUAGAUUCAGAGCCGAAUAACAUCGACGAGCAUAGCGAUGGGGGAUUCGACGGAGAACCGCAAGCGAAAGCUAGCACUCCGUAUCCUGUCAGAGAACCAGAUUCUGAAGUUCAACAUUCUGCGGAUAUGUUUGAAAAGCUAAUGGUAUUUGUCGAAGAUGUUGUCACGAAGAAGUUUGAUGAAUUGAAACAGGAUAGCGAAAGUGAUAAGGUAGAAUCUUUGAGAAAGAAGCAAGCAGUAGAAAAAGUUAAGGUUCGUGGAGAAGUAAGGAAAGUCCCACGGGAGCCGCGUAGGCAUGAGUUUCGUAUGCGUCCGGGAAAAGCGGAAACCGAAAACGAGUUAUCGGAUUCUAGCACAGAUGAAGGGAUCGAAACAAGAAAGGUUUUGAAGCGUCGACCCAGAUCUGUAGCGGAAUGGAAGCUCAAGUACGACGGCCGUGACGAAGGAAGGAAUUUGAAUAGAUUCAUAACGGAAGUGGAGUUCAUGGCGGAAGCAGAAGGGAUUGAUAAAGAAUCUCUUUUUAAUGAGGCUAUCCAUUUGUUUGUAGGAGAUGCCAGAGCUUGGUAUAUUGAGGGAAAGAAAAGUAGGGAUUUCAGGAACUGGACCGAACUUGUAUCUGACCUCAAAAUGGAAUAUCAGCCACCGGAUAUGGAUUUCCAUUAUGAGCAACAAGCGUCCCAGCGGAGGCAAAGAAGAUCCGAGAAGUUUCAGGACUUCUACGCCUCAAUAAUGGAGAUUUUCAGCAGGAUGGCCGAUCCACCUUCAGAAGAUCGGAUGUUUCAAAUAGUGUUUCGUAAUUUGAGAUCUGACUACAAAAACUCGUUGUUGGUCAAAGGAGUCAAAUCAUUGCGAAGUUUGAAGAUUUGGGGAAGAAAGGUAGAUGCGGCGAAUUGGUCUUUGUAUCGGGGUAGCACAUUUAACGAACCGAAUCUUAGGGCUCAGGUGAACGAGGUUUUUGGGCAUUCAGCGUCAAGGGGUCAGAGGUCAAAUGAGAACACCUGGAACAAUCAUGGAGCUCAGAGGAAACUGGAAUGGAGGAACUCGAAUCACACCAGGUCGGCGAAGGAUCCAUCCGCCAACGGUUUCGGCAAGAAGUACUACGAGGCGGAGAAAAAUCGUACGACUGGCCAGAACACCAACCAGGAGAGGCGAAGAGACGUACCAGAAGCAGGAAGUAGCAGAGGGACAUUAGACAGGAGAGUAUCGGAAUACCGGAAGCCAGAUCCCACCGUUUGCUUCAAUUGCCGAGGCAAUUAUCAUCACUAUAGCGCGUGCCUGAAGGAGAGGGAAGUUUUUUGUACAGUCUGUGGUUUUCAUGACUUCGUGAAGGAAUCGUGCCCAGAGGCGGAAGUAGCUGAAUUCGUUUUGAGCGUCGAGGGAGACAAUCGACCGUUCACCAGGAUCAACGUAAUGGGGAUCAGCAUGCUAGGUUUGUUGGACUGCGGAGCGCAGCUAACAGUGAUUGGAACCGGAAGUAGGAAGUUGUUGAGCGACCUCAAACUCAAAAUGCAGCCCACUUCGAUCAAACUGUCAGCAGCAGAUGGAACCAACAUCGGAGUGCAGGGAUCCGUAGACAUGCCGGUAACGUUCGACGGUCAGACACGAAUAGUUUCAACUUUAGUAGCCCCUGGAUUGAAACGUCGCCUAAUCUUAGGAAUGAAUUUUUGGAAAAUUUUCAACAUAGAACCCACAAUCAAGAAGAUAGAGGAAUUUUCGGUAGAGGAGCUAGAAGGUGAAGAAAAAGAAGGAGAAAAUUUAACACCAGAUCAAAUAAAGCAAAUUGAAGAAGUUAAGAAACAGUUCAAGGUUUUUGUAGAAGGAAAAAAGCUAGAAGCAACCCCUUUAUACACAGCGAAAAUUGAGUUUUUGGAGGAGUUUAAGAACGAGCCACCUAUUCGAUUAAACCCGUACCCAUGGUCACCAGAAGUCCAGAAAAGUGUCAACGAGGAGCUAGAUAAAUGGAUCGAGUCAGGAGUAGUCGAGCGUUCCAACAGCGAUUGGGCCUUACUGAUAGUACCAGUCAUGAAGAAGGAAACCCUAGAAGAUGGUACCGAGCGAAUGAAGGUCCGAAUGUGUCUCGAUGCUAGGAAAUUGAACGCAAGAACCCGUCGUGAUGCAUAUCCUCUUCCGCAUCAGGACCGUAUCUUGAGCAGGCUGGGGGCGUCAAAGUAUUUGUCCACAAUCGACUUAUCUAAAGCUUUUUGGCAAGUACCUUUGGACCCUCAAUCCAGGAAGUAUACGGCGUUCCGGGUGUUUGGAAGAGGAUUAUUCCAGUUUCGUCGGCUUCCAUUUGGUCUUGUCAACUCCAGUGCUGUUUUAUCGAAGGUCAUGGACGAAACCUUAGGCUAUGGAGAACUGGAACCAAACGUGUUCGUCUACCUUGACGAUAUCGUCAUUGCUAGCAACACGUUUGACGACCACAUUCGUAGCCUCAAGGAAGUAGCAAGAAGAUUGGAGAAGGCAAACCUCACAAUAAACCUGGAGAAGUCAAAAUUCUGUGUUCCAGAGCUACCCUAUUUAGGAUUCAUCUUGUCUGGUAACGGCGUGCGACCUAAUCCUGAUAAAAUUGAGGCUAUAAUAAAUUUCGAACGUCCCACAUCAGUUAGAUCGCUGAGAAGGUUUCUGGGGAUGACAAACUAUUAUCGGAGGUUUAUAAGCGAGUUUAGUGAAACUACUGCGCCCUUGACUAAUCUAUUAAAAGGAAAACCAAAAACCGUCCAGUGGAACGCGCAGGCAGAGGAAGCUUUUAAUUGCCUGAAAGAAAAAUUAAUAACCGCCCCGAUUUUAGCUUGUCCAGAUUUCCAGAAGCCUUUCACGAUCCAAACUGAUGCGAGUGACACAGCUGUGGCAGGAGUUUUAACUCAAGAAGCUGAAGGAGGGGAGCACGUGAUCGCUUACUUCUCGCGUAAACUCACCAUGUCACAAAGGUCAUGGAAAGCGGUGGAGAAGGAAGGAGCAGCAGCGUUAGAGGCGAUUGAAAAAUUUAGGCCGUACGUGGAAGGGACUCACUUUACCCUUAUCACCGACUCGUCAGCAUUAUCAUUUAUUAUGAAUAGUAAAUGGAAACCAUCGUCAAAAUUGAGUCGUUGGAGCAUGCUUCUACAGCAAUUCGAUAUGAGCAUAAAACACCGCAAGGGCUCGGAAAACGUGGUUCCCGAUGCACUAUCGAGAGCUGUAGAGGCCAUCAAUGCUCAUAAUGACGACUGGUAUUCCAAACUAUUCAUAAAAGUGAAAAACUCUCCAGAUGAUUAUUUAGAUUUCAAAAUAGAAAAUGGAAAAUUGUUUAAGUAUGUUGCAGCUAAAAUGGAAACGAUGGAUUAUCGCUACGAGUGGAAGCUGUGUAUUCCCUCCGAGCUUAAGAAGGAAAUUCUUGAGAGAGAACACGACCAGCAUGGCAGCGGAUUGCCGGAAACACAUCAAGGUAUGCAGCACCUGCAAGCAAUGCAAGCCGUCCAACAUCGGAUCCGCACCACCAAUGGGGAACCAACGUCUCACCAGCAAACCUUUUCAAAUCUUGGCGCUUGA
This is a messenger RNA of Uranotaenia lowii, 3714 nucleotides long. RefSeq lists its product as uncharacterized. The transcript is spliced from 4 exons. Gene Ontology annotation, molecular function: nucleic acid binding; zinc ion binding. The coding region runs from base 1 to 3714 and encodes 1237 amino acids. Lineage: Eukaryota; Metazoa; Arthropoda; Insecta; Diptera; Culicidae. The record is from RefSeq and is a predicted model, not a curated record.